Molecule: messenger RNA, 913 nt
Organism: Theileria equi strain WA
Lineage: Eukaryota; Apicomplexa; Aconoidasida; Piroplasmida; Theileriidae
Product: nucleosome assembly protein, putative
Exons: 3
Coding region: 203-913 (236 amino acids)
Biological process (GO): protein tetramerization; nucleosome assembly
Cellular component (GO): chromatin; nucleus
Molecular function (GO): chromatin binding; histone binding
Source: RefSeq, a predicted model, not a curated record
AUCUGUAGUUUAUCGUUAAAUCUACAGUUUAGUGCAGAUAUACGCCCACAAUAUAUAUUACAUCCGUAUAAUUAGUACAUACGACGCAUAUUAUACGAACACAAACCCGCGGGUUGUGCUUUACUCGUAAUUAUUUUUUCUUUGACUUUACAUAGUUUAAAAUCGCCUAUAUAGUAGCACUACUGGAUAAUAGUUUGAUAAAAUGAAGAGAAGCUUGGAAGAGUCCACUAAUUUAGAAGUGGAAGGAGCUGAAGCUCAUGAUUCCGCUGAUAAAAAUCCUUUACUUUCGCAUAUUUCGGAGUUUGAUGAAGUUCAGAAGAAAUUGCUUCAAUUAGACGAAGAGUGUGCAAAUGAACAGAUGGAGUUACAAAGAAAGUAUGACCAAAAGAAGCAACCAUUCUUUAAGAAACGUCAAGAAAUAAUUGAAAAAGUUCCGGGAUUUUGGUGUAAAGCCUUGACACACCAUCCAGCACUUAGCUAUCUUACUUCCGCCGAUUUGCCGAUUCUUGAGCACCUAAAGGGGAUAGAUUUACAAGACAACCUAGAUAACAACGGAUCAUAUAAAUUAACACUAGAAUUUUCCGAAAAGGCGAAGGAAUACAUGAGCCCCCUAGUUUUGGUAAAACAUGUGGAAUUCGAUAUAAACAAAGAGACAGUAAAAGAAUGUACAAAAAUAACAUGGAAACCCGGAAAAAGUCCAAUAGAAGAAGCUUUAAAGGCUAGAAACAAUGACAGAUGUAUUGACUGGUCAAUUUUUGAAUGGUUCACAGAGGAAGAAUGGGUAGAUCGUCCAGAUGUCGGCGAGAUAAUACGCAGGGAGAUUUGGCACGCCCCUCUAGCGUACUAUAUGGAUACUGUCGCCAUGGAUUAUUUUGAUGACGAAUACAAUAUUGUUGAUGAUGAAGAGCUCUAA